AUGAGUGGCAAGGCACCCGGGAAUGCAGCAAAACAUCUGCGUCAUCCAGCUCCAUUUUUCAACGGUCCACCAUCAUCGCAACAAUCAGCGAAUAGCAGCUCAUCUUCUACAGAAAUCACCUACCAGCUCUUUCAGCAGCUUAUGCACCAGCAGCAGCUAUUCAUGCAGCAGCAGCAGCAACAGCUAAUGCAGCAGCAGCAAGAUUUCUUCCGGAGUGUCAUAUCAUUGAUCAAUGUUCAGGUCCCUCCAAACCCUGAAAUGAUUCUCGACUCGCUGGCGAACAACAUCAAAGAGUUUCGCUACGAUCCGGACGGAAACAUAACCUUCGCUGCAUGGUAUGGCAGAUACGACGAUUUGUUCGAGCAAGAUGCCGCACGGUUGGACGAUGAAGCGAAAGUCCGCUUGCUCAUGCGGAAACUAGGAUCAGCAGAACACGAACGUUACGUGAGUUACAUCUUGCCGAAAUCGCCAAAAGAUUACAAAUUCAGCGAUACAGUGGAAAAGCUGAAAAUUCUUUUCGGCGCUGCUGAGUCUGUCAUCAGUAAACGGUAUCGGUGUCUACAGGUAACCAAACAACCGACCGACGAUUAUGUCACGUACGCUUGUCGAAUCAACAAGACUUGUGUUGAAUUCGAGCUGAGCAAGCUGUCCGAAGAGCAGUUUAAAUGCUUAAUGUUUGUUUGCGGACUAAAGUCAGAGGGAGACGGCGAAAUACGAACGCGGCUGCUGGCGAAAAUCGAAGAACGUGAUGACGUCACACUAGAGCAUCUUUCAGAAGAUUGUCAGCGAUUGUUGUGCCUGAAGCGGGACACGGCAAUGAUCGAGUCAUCAGCAUCAACGUCAUCAGUGAAUUUCAUCAAGCGAAAACAGCAGUUUCCAAAACGUCAACAUAAGCCACCAGUGGAGACAGCCGGACCAGACAAGAGCAAAAAUAUUCCCUCUACACCCUGCUGGUACUGCGGGGGAAUGCACUUCGUUCGAGACUGCACUCAUCGGAGCCACAAAUGCAAGGACUGCGGCAACAUCGGACAUCGCGAGGGAUAUUGUUCCUCUGCCAAGCGAAAUUUCAAGACCAGCCGAAACAGAAAGCACCCAGGAUCGUUAAAUACAAAAACCGUAAAUCUCCGUAUAAAUACCGUCGAUCAAAAGCGCCGUUUUGUUAAAAUUGUUCUGAACGGUGUGAAAGUGCGUCUACAGUUGGACACGGGUCUGUGGUCUGACGUUAGCAUCGUAUCGAAACGCUUGUGGGAGAAAAUAGGUAAACCACCCACUGCACCAGUAAAUGAGCUAGCCUCAACAGCGUCAGGCGACCGAUUGCAGUUUUUGUUUAAGUUCAGCAGUCUAGUGUCUUUCAACGGUGAACAACAUCACUGUCAGUUUUACGUGGUCGAAAACCCGCUUUAUCUUUUCGGAAUCGAUUUGAUGGAAGCAUUCGGUCUCUUUACAUUACCCAUUAGCAUGUACUGCAACAACGUCAGUGUUCCUGCUAUCACUUUGCAGUCACUCAAAGCGGCAUACCCGAGUGUAUUUAGAAACGAGUUAGGGUUGUGCACGAAAACAAAAGUGAAAUUGGAACGGAAACCAGAUGCAACUCCAGUUUUUCGUCCGAAACGUCCAGUGGCUUUUGCAGUACACAGCACGGUUGACAACAAACUUGACCGACUGGAACGAGCAAAAAUCAUCACACCGGUAGACUUUUCGGACUGGGCAGCACCCAUCGUCGUUGUCAGAAAAACGAACGGGUCCAUUCGCAUUUGCGGAGAUUACUCUACAGGUCUCAACAAUGCACUGCGGUAUCAGUACCCGUUACCGCUACCGGAGGAGAUUUUCAACAAAUUGGCUAAUUGUACUGUAUUUAGCCGAAUCGACCUGUCGGAUGCGUUCCUGCAAGUAGAGGUUGACGAAAGUAGUCGUGAUUUAUUAACCAUCAACACCCAUCGUGGUCUCUACCGGUACAAUCGUUUGCCACCGGGAGUCAAAACAGCACCGGGAGCUUUCCAGCAACUUAUCGAUACAAUGCUGGCAGGUCUUCCUCAUACGUGUGGUUAUUUGGAUGACGUCGUCGUUGGUGGUGUCACUACUGAGACACACUGGGAAAACCUUCGCGCAGUGUUUCAAAGAAUCAGCGAGUUUGGAUUUACCAUCCGAGUGGAAAAGUGCAUCUUCGCUCAGCCUCAAAUCAAAUAUGUAGGUCAUCUGCUUGACCGCAAUGGUCUUCGACCGGAUCCAGCAAAAGUUCAAGCCAUUAACGAAAUGCCAUCGCCCACUGAUGUAUCUGGUGUUCGGUCCUUCCUAGGAGCAAUUAAUUACUACGGAAAAUUUGUUCCUCGUAUGCGCUGUCUGCGGUAUCCUCUUGAUGAGCUGCUCAAAGCGGAUGCGAAAUUCAAGUGGACAGCAGAAUGCCAGGCGGCAUUCAACAAAUUUAAGGAGUUGCUGAAAUCUGACCUACUGUUGACACACUACAACCCUGCACUUGAUAUAGUGGUGUCGGCAGAUGCGUCGUCUGUUGGUGUCGGUGCUACUUUGUCACACAAACUUCCGGACGGCACUCUCAAAGUUGUAUACGACGCUUCCAGAGCAUUAACAGCGGCAGAGAAAAACUACAGUCAGCCCGAUCGUGAAGGACUUGCGAUAAUUUUUGCGGUGACCAAGUUUCAUAAAAUGCUGUUUGGUCGUCGCUUUCAUCUUCAGACAGAUCACGAGCCGUUGCUGAGAAUCUUCGGUUCAAGGAAAGGGAUUCCUGUUUACACAUCGAACCGAUUACAACGUUGGGCUCUUACGCUGUUGCUUCAUGAGUUCACCAUCGAGCACGUUCCGACAGCGAAAUUCGGCAAUGCUGACAUACUUUCCCGUCUGAUCAGCUAGCACGUCAGGC
This is a messenger RNA of Malaya genurostris, 2875 nucleotides long. RefSeq lists its product as uncharacterized. The record is from RefSeq and is a predicted model, not a curated record. Lineage: Eukaryota; Metazoa; Arthropoda; Insecta; Diptera; Culicidae. The transcript is spliced from 3 exons. Bases 1 to 2865 code for a protein of 954 amino acids.